ACACCGAGUUUCCAUGGAGGCAGGUUCGUCCCUCAGCCUCAAACGACGAUAUGAAGAGGUGGACAACAGCUCUCCAUUCUCUACACCUAAGGACUCGGACGAUGACAUAUCCAGUAGUGACAGCGCUGACAGCUGUGACAGCCUCAACCCUCCUUCCAGCACUGCAUUUACCCCCACCUCCAUCCUCAGACAGCACAAGCCGUCACCGGGUGGGAAGCGGGUGCGUUUCGACGUGGUGACGGUGUAUUACUUCCCCCGGCGGCAGGGCUUCACCAGCGUGCCCAGCCAAGGGGGCAGCUCCCUGGGCAUGGCCCGUCACCACUCCUCCAUCAGACACUACACGCUGGGCGAGUUUGCACGUGAACAGGAAACCAGCCACAGGCACACUUUACGCCAGCACCUGCGCCAAGAGAAGCUCAACGCCCGCAAGAUGAAGCUGACGAGGAACGGCACAGUGGAGUGUGCUCAGGCCGACCUGCUGACCCUCGAGGACGUAUCAGACGAGGACCUCGAUGUGGACGGGGUGGAGGUGGACGACUGUUUCUUCCUCCAGCCGCUGCCCACGAAGCGGCGUCGGGCCCUCCUGCGAGCCUCCGGCAUCGCCCGCAUAGAUGCACGGGAGAAAGCCGAGCUCAGAGCCAUCCGCCUCUCGCGGGAGGAAUGUGGCUGCGACUGCCGUUUGUACUGCGACCCCCGACACUGCGGCUGCAGCCAGGCUGGCAUCAAGUGCCAGGUGGAUCGAAUGUCUUUCCCGUGUGGCUGCUCUAGGGAUGGCUGCGGCAACGUAGCAGGUCGUAUCGAGUUCAACCCUCUACGUGUGAGAACUCACUACCUGCACACCAUCAUGAAGCUGGACCUGGAGAAGAGGAGGAUGCUCAUUCCAGGGGACGGGGACCAGUACACUGAAUCUGACCCAAUGUCCUCCCCCACUUCCACUUGCCCUACUUCCCCGGACCUGUCCUCUGUCACUGGUGUGGACUCUGAGCUAGAGGAGAGCGAGGUGCAGACAGUCGUGGAGGUUCAGGAUCUCCUGGCGGAGCAGGACAUACUGGAGCGAGAGAACGAGACAGCUGUAUUGCACCUGCAGAGUGCGGAGGAGCAGGAGAGGAGGGAGAGAGAGGAGGCCGAAGGCGAAGCAGUGCAGCAGGAGCUGGAUGCCGAAGGUCUCACAGAGCAGCCUCUCUGCCUUCUGCCCAGUGCUUUGGGAGGGGAGCUGCCCGAGCAGGCAGAAGUGCCGGGUGUGGAGCAGGUUCUCCUGCAGGGGCCAUUCCCCACCGGGGCCACCGUGUUGUGCAUCACUGACAACCAGGAGGAGAGCCCCUCUGACCUUCUCAGAGACUCCACUUCUCUGCUCUACUAUCAGCUGAGUCCCAUACAGCCUGGAGCCUUUGAGACCCUGCCCAGAGCAGAGGAGGCUGAGCAGGAGGAGCGCUUGGUGAAAGAACAAGAUACAGGAGGAGGCAAGUGUGUGGAGGGGAAACAAGGAGAAGGAGGAGGAGAGGAGAUGAAGGAUGAUAAGGCUGACAAGAUCACCUGCAGGCAGAGUUUGGGCAAGCCUUUGACCAAUGCGAUUCUGUGCUCAGACGAAUGCGUGGCAGCAGUGGAGGAGAAGCCCUCGAGUUGUCAGCAGAGCCUCUCUGAAGAGCAGUGCCGAGGGGAGUCCUGCCUGGGAGAAGAAGUAGAUCCACUGCCUCCUGAAGUUUAAUUCUAGCGUCUCUGCAGAUAUUUUGCACAAUAGCUUCAUCUAAGAUGAAUAAAUUACACAUUUCACAUUUAUUACUGCUAUCAUUAAGAAAGAUUACAGGUUGCAAUCUCUUGUAGUGACUGUCAUUGAAUUAUGUGGAGAAUGAGCUUGAGUAUUACUCAACAUGAGGGAGGGGAGAUGCUGAAAGCACAUACAGAUUACUCCUCAGAAGUAAUAUGGAUGCAGUUACAAGGCAACAUUGUACUGUUGGGAGUGAUGAAUGCGGCCUUAAUGGAAAAACAUAAAAACACUUGUGUGUAGGAGUCAUUUGUCGAUGAGAAAUACAGCAAGUACUGCUUUGUUAAUUUCCAACACAGCAAACAGAAAACACAAUGUGUGAAUGCUGACAUAAGCCUUUUGUUUGGUGGUAUAUAAAGCUAUUACACUAACACAAAUUGUUUUGCAGUGCGCAGGAAGCUGGUGUAUUCACAUACUUACCGGCUCAAUUUCCAUUACAGUCUUUGUGCUGUAGUUAAGCCAAAUGAAGGCCUCUGAUAGUAUCCUCCGCUGAAAAUAGACCUAAUAAUCCUGGAAAUACUUGUUUUUGUGUACUGUAUAUGCAUUUGCAAUGUGCAAGACAGAGCCGAGGUUGCUGCUUUUCUGACCUGUACGCACAUUGUGAACUGAGGGUAAAGAGUGUCGUGGCUCUGCUGCAUUGAGAUAUGAAGGUAAAGCAACACAGAGCAGCAGACUAGCACUGGCCUUAGUUGUUGCUCUUGCUCAACUCGGGCUGUUCGUGCAAAUGCAGUCGAUUCGUCAAAAAAAAACAAACAAACAAACAAAAAACCCUAACUAAAAAAAAAAAAGAAAAACUAGUUUACCUAUAGUUGCAAUGCCUAUGAUAUUAUUUCUUUCAGUAAUGUGUCUUUUGUGGAUUAGAUACUGUUGGCUCUGAAGUUCUCACAGUCUGUUUUUUUAAUGAGUGAAAGGAAAUGUUAUUUCUUUCAUACUGCUACACUGUAAUGCCAUGUAGUCAGUCUUGUCAUGUCACGAUGAAAUGCCAGAAUAGAUUUUCCCAGUCCCAUUUUAAUGAGUUGUUCUGUGAGGAAGAGAUGAUUCUGACUGAAUCAUGUGAAGUUUCAUAUGAAGAAAACAGCAUUUUAAAGAGUCAAAGAAAACAACAGCCUGUGCUCUUGAAAGUAGUUAUAUGAAAUGAUGUGAUGUUACUAAUUUAUGGAUAGAUUGACAACAACCUGAAUUUGUAUAUUUUCUGUUCAAUCUGUAUGUGUGUGUGUAUGCCUACUUUACACUUGUAUGUCUGUGACAGAGAGAAAAGUGUGUGUGCAUCUGAGCGUGCAUGUACAUGUACUGUAUUAUGAAAAGGGGGGAGGAGGUAUAUUAGUGAGGAUACAUAUUUUAUUCCUGAAAGGUGCUGAUGUUACAGAUUUACAAUUCACUGAUUUUUCUCCCUACCAUCAUGAGAAAUAUGAUUUCAAGGAGCUGUGUCUCGAUGACUGAUGUUAAGAAGCAAAAGUGUUGGAGAGCCUCUUGUAGGAACGCAAUAGCUACUGCACUGCAAAUCAUUAUGGAAUGAGGUGUUUUGUCAUUGAGUAUGUAAAUGCAAUCGUAUAACGUUUCUGGUCUUUAAAUGUCUUUUUUAAGCUACGUCUGAUUGAUACUGAUCCGCAUAAGUGUGCCGACUCUCCUUACACAAAAUCAGUCCUUUGUUUUGUUGCCUAAAAUUACAGCUGUUGCUUUUGGGAAACACAGGAUGUGCUGCUGUGUAUGAGAUGUCUGAUGUAUUUCUUUGCCUUUUUUUAUUGUCUUAAUAUAAACCUGCUUAAGAGUUGCACCAAAGCAGUGGUUUCAAGCCUAAUUAAAUGAUGCUUUCAUCCAUCAGAUUUUAACAAAGCUGAUUUAUUGUGGCCCUUUGUGUUCGCGUGACUUUGCCUUGCAAUAGUGCCAUCUUUGAAGUGACGAUGAUUACAAGCUGCCUAUUGUUACGCUUUUGUCCUUGGCUUUCUACUAAUAGACUUAGGUUUGGGACCACUGCAUCAAAUUAACUCCAGUACACUAUGUGAUUGUGUGUUCCUCUGUGUGAAUGGGGUGUGUGACUGUUGAAAAGACAGAUAAGUUUCGACUUCAUCUAAAAGCUGUGAGAACUACUCUCAUGCUAACUGUUGCCUAAAGUGGACAAAAAGUUUUUUAUACAUAAAUAAAAACAAUAAAAUACUCAUUUCAAAAA
This is a messenger RNA of Lates calcarifer (barramundi perch), 3929 nucleotides long. It is a transcript of the gene csrnp2, whose product is annotated as cysteine-serine-rich nuclear protein 2. Gene Ontology annotation, cellular component: nucleus. NCBI's taxonomy places the organism in Eukaryota, Metazoa, Chordata, Actinopteri, Centropomidae. Gene Ontology annotation, biological process: regulation of transcription by RNA polymerase II. Gene Ontology annotation, molecular function: sequence-specific DNA binding; DNA-binding transcription factor activity, RNA polymerase II-specific. The record is from RefSeq and is a predicted model, not a curated record.